ACCAACCAUCCCCUUUUCCGGUUUUCCCCCACCCGAUUUCCUCGUCUUCCCCUCUUUUCUCUCUCCUCCCUGCACAUUCACUCUGUUCCCAAACAAAAAACCAAAAUUCAUGAGAGAGAAAAUCAUUCUCAUCAAAACAAAAUCACUCUAUUAAAACCCAAAAUCAAAACAAAAAUCCAACUGAUUUUGAUCUAUUUAUCCUUUCCUAUCCAUUACAAUAUCAAUUUCAAAUCAAUUUAUUCCGAGGUUGACGACGAUGACAACAAUGGCGACGACGACGGCGAUGGUAAAGAAACCGAUCAAAUACAUAACAUACUACCUAUCAGAACACCCAUCAGUAAUAAACUUCCGAUGGAGCGCAUCCCUUUCAUGGGGGUCAACAUGGUCAUUUCUCUUCACCUCAAUCUCUCUCUACCUAAUUCUCUCUCUCCUCCUCCACCUCCUCCUCUGCUUACUCCUCCCCCGCCGCCGCCCCAUCCCACUCGGCCCGAUCCCAGCUCUCCAUUCCCUUUCCAUGGCGUUAAUCUCCUUCACAAUCUUCUCCGGCAUCUUCCUCUCCGCCGCCGCCGAGAUCCGCGACACACGGUGGUUCUGGCGACGGUCUAAAACAACACCCAUUCAAUGGCUCCUUUGUUUCCCCCUCGGUACUCGUCCUUCGGGUCGGGUUUUCUUCUGGUCGUACGUUUUCUACCUAUCUCGAUUCCUCCACCUCUUUCGAACCUUCUUCUCCUUGCUCCGCCACCGUAAACUCCCUUUGCACCACCUCCUCAACCACUCCAUCCUCAUCUUCUCCUCCUUCCUCUGGCUUGAAUUCUCGCAGUCGUUUCAAGUUUUAUCCAUCAUUUUCACCACCCUUGUCUCCUCCAUUGUAUACGGGUACAGAUUCUGGACUUCAAUCGGGUUACCCGGUGCUUGUUUCCCCUUCGUCUUAAAUUGCCAGAUUGUUCUUCUUGGGUGUAAUCUGAUCUGCCAUGUGGGUGUUCUGUUGAUGCAUUUUUUCAAAGGUGGGUGUAACGGGAUUGGUGCUUGGGGUUUUAAUUCUGUUUUGAAUACCGCCAUUUUAUCCCUUUUCUUGAACUUUUAUGUCAAGAGUUAUAUCAGAAACAAUAAUAAUGAUGAUGAUGGAAACGGCGGCGGAGACGGCGGUGGUGGCGGCGGUGAGUUGGAAAAGGUCAAGGAUCUUUAAUAAACGGUGACGAUUAUGAGUUUGUGUAAUUACAUGUCCCUAUUUAUGUGUGACUUUUGUGUAUAUAAAAGUUUUAGUAUGAUGAGGUAUAUAAAAUAUGUGUAUGUUAGUAUGAUGAGUUUUCACGUUUUUACCAUAGUUGUGUAAAUUCAUUGUAAGUUUAGAGGUUCAUAACUUUAUAAUGAGUAUUGAUUUGCUUUAGCAA
Spinacia oleracea (spinach) is the source of this 1391-nucleotide messenger RNA. RefSeq names its product elongation of fatty acids protein 3-like. The transcript has a single exon. The coding region runs from base 257 to 1186 and encodes 309 amino acids. The record is from RefSeq and is a predicted model, not a curated record. Gene Ontology annotation, cellular component: endoplasmic reticulum membrane. Gene Ontology annotation, biological process: fatty acid elongation, monounsaturated fatty acid; fatty acid elongation, polyunsaturated fatty acid; sphingolipid biosynthetic process. Gene Ontology annotation, molecular function: fatty acid elongase activity. NCBI's taxonomy places the organism in Eukaryota, Viridiplantae, Streptophyta, Magnoliopsida, Caryophyllales, Amaranthaceae.